Durusdinium trenchii is the source of this 1912-nucleotide messenger RNA. NCBI's taxonomy places the organism in Eukaryota, Dinophyceae, Suessiales, Symbiodiniaceae. The record is from the annotation of a GenBank genome assembly.
CCGCGACAGUCAUGGCCUUCAUCGUUUCAUGUUAUUCUGGCAGUUCGGAACAGCUCUCCAGGUGGUGGCGGUGGGGCUGCGCUUGGGAUGUUCCGCCUCGGUGAUGCGAGUGGACUUGUCGCAGAACGACGACCUGGGGCUGGAGGGCCUUCAGGCCAUCACUGAAGCGAUGCAGUUGAACGUCACCCUGCGUGAGCUCACCUUGCGCGCAGUCCGUGCGCUGGAUGAGUCCGGUGCGCGGUGCCUCGCGGAGACCCUGCGGAAGAACCGCGUGUUGAGGAAGCUCGAUGUUCGCGGCAACAGCAUGGGUGAUGAGGGCACCAAGGCGCUGAUCGAAGCCGCGCGCGUGAGCUCCAUCGAAGAGUUGCACAUCUUCGAGCUGAGGCCCUUCGAGUAUCACAAGAUGGACCCCAACCAGGCCUUGGCGCAGGUUCUGGUGGGAAGGUUUUCCCAGGACGAAUUGGAUCUCCACUUCUGCUGCCUUGGGGACGACGUCACCCAGGCGCUGUCCAUGGACCUGACGAGCAACAAAUCGGUGCUGCACUUACGUUUGGAGCAAAACUUCGUGAAGGCCCCUGGUGCUCAGGCGCUAUCACAUGCGCUGAAGGAGAACUCCUCGUUGUUUAUUUUGAACCUCGGGAUGAACUCCAUUGGAGAUGUUGGAGCACAGGCCUUGUCAGAAGCUUUGCUGGUCAACAACACCCUGCGGGAGAUCAUCUUAAACAAGAACAACAUCGGCGAUGCGGGUGCUGACGCGCUCGGGGCGGCUUUGUACCAGAACAACUCCUUGAGGAAGUUGGCGAUGGUUGGGAACGUGAUUGAAGAUCUAGGCAUCCAGGUUCUGGUCUCCGCCGCCGGCAGAUCCUCCUUGGAGGCCUUGCAGCUGUUUGAGCUGUCGGGCCAGGAGCCCAACCAGGCAUUUGCAGCUUUCCUGGCUGGAAGCUAUAAGGAGCCUAAACUGAACCUGGACCGCUGCGGCUUUCACGACGAAGCCGCGAAGGCCUUGGCGGCUGCCAUCCGACGCGAGACGUCGACCAACCACAUUUCCUUGCGCUACAACGACCUCAGUGUUGCUGGAUGGGAGGCCUUGAACAUGGCGACGGGUCGACGAACGCAACGGAAGUCCAUCUUGUCCCGCUCGUCAGACACCAGCGCGAGGUCCUGGCUAGCAUUGAGGGCAAGCAGGCGGAUGUCGCUGAUCAAAUGAAUCAACGAGGUGUUUCACCCUCCGUCCGGAACUCAGAACCGGCAGGGUUCGUGGAAGGCGACCGAUAAUUGGGGAGGGCCCGGUGGCCUUUGGCCUCUGAAGCGACUGCCACAAGGGAGAGAAAGCUUGGUGGAUCCAGAUCGCUCCUUGGAUUAGCUCCAUGUGUCUAUUCCUGGCACGUUUGCCUAUUCCACUAUUCCACUGCAUUUUCGUUCCCAUGGCUAAAUCGGUUUUGAAACGGUGGAUGUGGGCUCUCCAUCUUCCGACCAAUGUUGAAAUAUGAAGCGGCCUUAGUCGACUAACAAGCGGCUCCAAUUUUGCCGCGACUUGGCACCCAACAUCCCCGCAAAGAACGCAAGUGUCGGUGUGUAUUCAGCAAAGUUGUGUCCGCAAACGUUGUGCCAUUUACUCUGAGACCAGGUGCCCAGCAUGUUGGUAUAUGUUGGUAUACUUUGAUGUGCCCAACAUGCACCAGCACGGUGUCCUAGUAAGCGCUUGCCAGCAAGCUGCGGUUAGGCCUACAAGCUGCUGUAAGCUGCAGAGUCUGUUUUUACUCGGCUUUGUGUGUCAAACCUGGUAGUUGUCAGGCGUUAUGAGCUAAACACAAGAAGGGAUGGCCAAGUCCUGCGAAUGGCCAAAAGGGGCACCUUAGUCUAAGGCCUCAAUCUGUUUCAGCGUGAACAUGUCACAUGUCAUCAUGUCCAA